Messenger RNA from Cyprinodon variegatus (sheepshead minnow), 1113 nucleotides. RefSeq names its product P43 5S RNA-binding protein-like (gene 42sp43). Gene Ontology annotation, cellular component: nucleus. The record is from RefSeq and is a predicted model, not a curated record. The coding region runs from base 1 to 1101 and encodes 366 amino acids. NCBI's taxonomy places the organism in Eukaryota, Metazoa, Chordata, Actinopteri, Cyprinodontiformes, Cyprinodontidae. The transcript has 9 exons.
AUGAAUGGUGUUAUCUGUGAGGCCCGAUUGUUCAGCUGCAGCAAUGCUGAUUGUGGGGCCACUUUCUCAAGGGAAUGGAAGUUAAAGGAACACGAGACUCUGCACACCGGAGCUCGGCCCUGCCAGUGCGCAGUCCUUGGAUGCGGUCGUCGCUUCAAGAGGACAUCCCACCUGAAACGCCACUUGGUGCAGCAUAAAGGGAUUAAACAGUUCCAAUGCAAAAUGGCAAACUGUGGAAAGAUUUUCUUCUUUGCAAACAAGUUGAAAAGGCACACGCACUUCGCACAUGGAGACAAAGAUGGCUUUUUUAAGUGCAUCCAACCAACCUGCAGUCUGAGCUUCAAGAAGCGCAGAAUGUUAAAGCUGCACUUAAAGGAGCAUGAUGUGCCUGCAGCGUUCAAUUGUACCAAGGAUGGAUGUACUGAAACAUUCAGCUCCCACAUCGCACGCAAAGCCCAUGAAAAGAAGCAUGCAGGUUACCUCUGCCCUCAUGAAGGCUGCCAGGUGCUUGAACACACCUGGGGAAAACUUCAAAAACACAUGGCCAAACAUCCAGCUACUGUUACCUGCCCAGUCUGCAAAAAGGAGUUUAAGAAGGGUGCUGCUCUGCAGAGGCACAAACGGUCCCACGCUUCCCACAAGCCGGUGCUCAUGUGUCCCAAAGAAAACUGCCAGGCCUACUUCUCCACAACCUUUAACUUGGAGCACCACAUUCGCAAGGUGCAUCUGCAGUUGUUGAAAUACAAGUGUUCCUUCCCUGACUGCCCCCGGAUGUUUGCUAUGAGGGAGAGCAUGCAGAGGCACCUUCUUCAGCAUGACACCACUGCCGCAAAGCUGGGGAAACGAAAGAGACUAAAGAAAACCUGGCAGAAGCGCUUGAAUGGAAACGAUCAUCCGCUGGUGGAGGAUAACCUGGGACGUCUCUUUACCCUCCGCAUGCGGAUCUCCAGACGUGCCAAAGUGGAAACCAACCUUUCAGGCCUGUUCAGUGAACGGAAGAUCCCUCACUAUGUAGAUCCAGAAGUCAACUUGCGCGGCUUGUUUGGGAUUAAGCAGCCGCGUCCUUUGGAGAUGCCAGAGGUUGCAUCGGUGAAAAGUUGAAAAAUGCAUUGA